Molecule: messenger RNA, 603 nt
Organism: Ogataea philodendri
Lineage: Eukaryota; Fungi; Ascomycota; Pichiomycetes; Pichiales; Pichiaceae
Exons: 1
Coding region: 1-603 (200 amino acids)
Source: RefSeq, a predicted model, not a curated record
AUGGAGCUUGCAUGCAGUUUGAUCACCUCUGGAACGAUCAACGACUCGAUGUCGACGUUGGCUUCUAUUUGGUCAGAAGUGAGCUUGACCCAUCUGUCGCUGUCCUUAGUGACAAAUACCACCUCGCGUUUUCUGCUCUGCAACAAGUUUCCAAUCACCAACUGGUGGUUGUAUCUUUCCAAAGCACCUUUGGAUUUCUUAAUCAGGAUCGAAUUAUCGGUCUCGAGCUUGAACGAGACAAUCAUCGAGAUCGGAGCCCAUGAAUCGACCAGUCUACUCAAAAAUUUAGGCACGGGCUCGAGAUCAACAACCAAUUUACCGCCCGACUCCUGGCUCUGGAUCUUGUGUUCCGGAACACGCGAGGAUGGAAGGAAAAAGUCGGACACCGCAGCUGCGAGGAAAAAAAGAGCGUCUGACCCUAUAACAGACAGCUCCUGGGCGAUCAGCUUCAAUGUGAACAGGUAUUGGUGGACAGUUGUGAAUGGAACAAGAAGAAGCAGAUUAUUCUUCUGGGCGUGUCUGUACUUUCUAAGCACCACGAGCAUCUCUUUCUGGAACUCGGCGUUGACUUCCACUUUCCCAUUCUGGGACUCGGUCAUGUAG